AUGGCUGGUGAAGAGCAUAUGACUACGCUCACGCCCACCACCGCGCCUCGAACACCCUCCAUCUCAUCCUCGCCAAGUUCAUCAGUUUCCGGUCUUGCGACCUCGACACCCUCGUGCACCCAUCGAGGGACCGCGACAAACGGUCAAGAGCGGGAAACAAUAGCAUGUGGGCGCGCGAUCACGACGUCGGACGGGAAGCGCGUGGCAGUUUGUCGGGUCAAGCCCUCGAAGCGGUCGCUCAUCCCACCGCCGAACUUUGGCAUCGUCGAGGAAGGGCUCUAUCGCUCUUCACAGCCUACCGAGGCCAACUUUCCGCUCUUGGACAAGCUGGCACUGCGGACGGUGAUCUGGCUGGCGCCUGAGGAGGCGAACGAACCCUUCCGCAACUACAUCAAAGACCGCAACAUCACUCUCCACCACCUCGCUGCCGACGAGUUCGCUGCCAGCUACGACCCCUUAUCCGAAGAAACCGUCCUUCAAGCGCUUGACCUCAUCCUCGAUCCGACGAACGCGCCCAUUCUCGUGUGCUGUGGACAAGGACGGCAUAGGACUGGUACGGUCAUCGGCUGCUUGCGGAAGUUGCAGCACUGGGCGUUAACGGCGACCUUGGAGGAGUACCGAAGAUACGCCGGCCCAAAAGUCCGUGUCGGAAACGAGCAGUUCAUCGAGCAGUUCGACGUCGACCUCAUCGUCGUGCCUCCUCCUCCCGCCUCUCCCAAUCCUGGCUCGUCUUCCUGA
Molecule: messenger RNA, 738 nt
Organism: Rhodotorula toruloides NP11
Lineage: Eukaryota; Fungi; Basidiomycota; Microbotryomycetes; Sporidiobolales; Sporidiobolaceae
Product: protein tyrosine phosphatase
Exons: 3
Coding region: 1-738 (245 amino acids)
Biological process (GO): protein dephosphorylation
Molecular function (GO): phosphatase activity
Source: RefSeq, a predicted model, not a curated record